AAUUUCAAUCGCACAUGUGAAAGAAACCACGAAAAAAAGGAUAUAUCUGAAUAUCAGAAACGGAUAAAUUUGAUAACUUACUGUAUAAAUAGAGAUUAUAUUAAAAGAAAAUGUGAAGUAUUUAUGAACGGUAAUAUUCCUACACCACUUGUAUGCUAUGUUUUCGAUGAGUUUAUAAAAAAGCAUUAUACAAGAUUUUAUGACGAAAAAAAAUGUUUUGAUGUUCCGCUUGAUCAUAAAGAUUAUAGUUAUCACAUUUCUGAUGAUUGUACACUGUAUAAUAUGGACAAAACAUUUCCAAAAAUUAAUGUACAAGACAAAAAAAUUGUAUAUGCUGAUGUGUCAAGAAAACGUAUAGAACAGUGCAAACAUGCAGAAAAAGUAGCUGAUGGCUACACUAGAUCAGAAAAUAGACCCCUUGAAUCUAAAGAUUUAGGUUUUUCAUCAUUAGUAGUUGUAAAUUCACCUGAUAAUAAACCUUUGAAACAGGUCUAUUAUUCUGGGUUAUCAGUAUUAGGAGUUGUUUUCACUUCAAUGGUUUUAUAUAAAGUAAAAAAUUGUAAAUAUUAA
Molecule: messenger RNA, 570 nt
Organism: Plasmodium cynomolgi strain B
Lineage: Eukaryota; Apicomplexa; Aconoidasida; Haemosporida; Plasmodiidae
Exons: 1
Source: RefSeq, a predicted model, not a curated record